This is a messenger RNA of Lactuca virosa, 1083 nucleotides long. NCBI's taxonomy places the organism in Eukaryota, Viridiplantae, Streptophyta, Magnoliopsida, Asterales, Asteraceae. The record is from the annotation of a GenBank genome assembly.
AUGGGUGCUUUCAGGUUAACUCAACAGGAACAUAAACUUAGUUUUCUUCAUGACACUGUUGUUACUGAGUGUCAUGACUUUUCUGGAACUACAUUUGGUUUUGAGUUUGUUGAUUACCAGUCUAUUAUCUCAUUGGCCCAUCCUGAAAACACUGCUAUCGAUGUUAUUAGAUUAAUCGUUGCAUUUGGUGACAUGGUGCGAGACAAUGCUGAUAUGAAAAAACACAGGCUCAACCUCCAAAUCCAAGAUGCAAAUGGUUUGCAACUGAGUGUCAAUUUGUGGGGUGAUUUUGCUUACAAAAUGCAAGGCUUUCUUGAUAACAACCCGCACAAUCUUCGUAUCAUUGUUAUCAUUCAAUUUUCAAAACUUAGUAUUUGGAGAGAUCGCCCCACAGUUAACACCUACUUUACCGUGUCAAAGUUGUUCAUUAACACUGACAUUGAUGAAAUCAAUGAUUUUAAGAAAAGUUUGGAUGGAGAUGAUCGCCCGGAUUCAUCCAUGAAUACAAUGACACUUAUGAUGUCUAAUAAGGUUUCUGAACAUGAUGAUUUCAUGGUUAAGUUUCAGUUGAAGACUAUUGCUGAUGUUUCUGAACUUGUGGAGCUUGGUUUUGGUACUGCUUUUUAUCCCGGAGAGAUAAAUGCACCGAAAGGUUUGAAAUUGACUUUUAAAAUAUCAAUCAAAAACUUCAACAUCUCAAAAAAGAACAACCAAUACAGUAUAUGUAGAGUCAGUGAUGAUGAAAAGUUGAUUGAAGAACUGGAAAAUAAGUUUACCGCUUCCCAGGUUGGUAAUUCACAGUCAUUUGAUAUUGGUGAAUCUGAUUUUGAAACACAAAAUAAUAGGACUUUGAAGGAUCAAAUUUCUGGGACAGACGACAACAUAACACCUUCCACAGUUGAUAAAAACUCAGCAACAAGUCCCAUGAAGAGUUUCAAUACACAAACAGUUUUGAAGAGAAAUUUGGAAGAAGUAUUUGAUUUGGAGUUGAAUGAAAAGUUAUCAUCAUCAAAAACUCCAAAAAUUUCACCAGAAGGACGCAUUAACCAGAUUGUGAAGGUCAAGUUGGAAAAAAGUGGCUGA